Molecule: messenger RNA, 2912 nt
Organism: Myotis daubentonii (Daubenton's bat)
Lineage: Eukaryota; Metazoa; Chordata; Mammalia; Chiroptera; Vespertilionidae
Gene: ACHE
Product: acetylcholinesterase (Yt blood group)
Biological process (GO): acetylcholine catabolic process; choline metabolic process
Cellular component (GO): plasma membrane
Molecular function (GO): acetylcholinesterase activity
Source: RefSeq, a predicted model, not a curated record
GGCGGUGGGGAGUGGCGGGGGCGGAGACAGUGGGCGGGGGCGCGGUGCGGGCCGGAGGGGUGUGUGCGGGGGGCCGGAGGCGGCUGUCAGAGUCGGCUCAGCCUGCGCGGGGGAACAGCGGCCGCCUCCCGCUCCCGGCCCGGCUCGGCCGCCUCAGCAGUGUGCACAGCAUCAUCAGACGAAUGAGGGACGAGUCCUGGGGUCCGAGGCUGGCGAACCCGUUCGCGGAGGCUAGGCGACAGGGGGCCCCAGCCCUGGCCAACGCAGGAGAGGCUGUGCCUUCACGCCACCGCACGCGCCCCCAUUGGCACCUCCCAUCAUCGAGGGCUCCACCCCUGUCGGGUGGCCUCUACGUGGACUGCAGCCUCUGGUGCGGGUGCCCACAAGGCUCACACUGGGCCCAAUCCAGCCCACCCAGCGGGGGGAAGGAGCCGCCUGCCUGCCUUGGCAGCCAUCUGCCUGCCUUGGCAGCCAUGAGGCCCCCAUGGUGUCCCCUGCAUACUCUCUUCCCAUCGUUCCCACUUCUCCUCCUCCUCCUCCUCUUCCUCCUGGGAGGAGGGGCAGAGGCUGAGCACCCAGAGGACCCGGAGCUGCUGGUGAUGGUGCGUGGGGGCCGGCUUCGGGGCACCCGCCUAAUGGCCCCUGGGGGCCCUGUCUCUGCUUUUCUGGGCAUCCCCUUCGCAGAGCCACCCGUAGGCCCCCGUCGCUUUCUGCCACCGGAGCCCAAGCGACCCUGGCCAGGGGUGCGAGAUGCCACCGCCUUCCAAAGUGUCUGCUACCAAUACGUGGACACCUUGUACCCUGGCUUUGAGGGCACCGAGAUGUGGAACCCAAACCGUGAGCUGAGUGAGGACUGCCUCUACCUCAACGUGUGGACACCGUACCCUCGGCCUAAGACCCCCACCCCUGUCCUCGUCUGGAUCUAUGGGGGUGGCUUCUACAGUGGGGCCUCCUCGCUGGACGUGUAUGAUGGGCGCUUCCUGGCCCAGGCGGAGGGGACUGUGCUGGUAUCCAUGAACUACCGGGUGGGAGCCUUUGGCUUCCUGGCCCUACCAGGGAGCCGGGAGGCACCGGGCAAUGUGGGUCUUCUGGAUCAGAGGCUGGCCCUGCGAUGGGUGCGGGAGAACGUGGCAGCCUUCGGGGGGGACCCGAUGUCGGUGACUCUGUUUGGGGAAAGUGCAGGUGCCGCCUCUGUGGGCAUGCACCUGCUGUCCCCACCCAGCCGGGACCUGUUCCACAGGGCUGUGCUGCAAAGCGGUGCACCCAACGGGCCCUGGGCUACGGUGAGCAUGGGAGAGGCCCGCCGCAGGGCCACACUGCUGGCUCGACUCAUAGGCUGCCCCCCAGGUGGGCCUGGUAGCAAUGACACAGAGUUGGUCACCUGCCUGCGGACACGGCCAGCUCAGGACCUGGUGGACCACGAGUGGCAUGUGCUGCCUCAGGAAAGUGUCUUCCGCUUCUCUUUUGUGCCUGUGGUAGAUGGAGACUUCCUCAGUGAUACCCCGGAGGCCCUCAUCAACGCUGGAGAUUUCCACGGCCUGCAGGUGCUGGUGGGUGUGGUGAAGGAUGAGGGCUCCUAUUUUCUGGUUUACGGGGCCCCAGGCUUCAGCAAAGACAACGAGUCUCUCAUCAGCCGGGCCCAGUUCCUGGCCGGGGUGCGGGUCGGGGUCCCCCAGGUGAGUGACCUGGCUGCCGAGGCUGUGGUCCUGCAUUAUACAGACUGGCUGCACCCUGAGGACCCAGCCCGCCUGAGGGAGGCCAUGAGUGAUGUGGUGGGUGACCACAAUGUCGUGUGCCCUGUGGUUCAACUGGCUGGGCGACUGGCCGCCCAGGGUGCUCAGGUCUAUGCCUACAUCUUUGAACAUCGUGCAUCUACGCUCUCCUGGCCCCCCUGGAUGGGGGUGCCCCACGGCUACGAGAUCGAGUUCAUCUUUGGGCUCCCUCUGGAACCCUCGCUAAACUACACCAUUGAGGAGAGAGCCUUUGCCCAGCGGCUGAUGAAAUACUGGGCCAACUUCGCCCGCACAGGGGACCCCAAUGACCCCCGGGACCCUAAAGCCCCGCAGUGGCCACAGUACACGGGGGUAUCGCAGCAGUACGUGAGCCUAAACCUGCGGCCUCUGGAGGUGCGGCGGGGGCUGCGAGCCCAGGCCUGCGCCUUUUGGAAUGGCUUCCUACCCAAACUGCUCAGCGCCACCGCCUCGAAGGCUCCCAGCACCUGCCCAGGCCCCGCCCACGGGGAGGCUGCCCCGAGGCCCAGGCCCGGCCUCCCCCUGCCCCUCCUUCUCCUCUUCCUCCUCCUCUCCCGGCUCCAGCGGCUGUGACCACGGCCUCCUCCCCCUCCGGCCUCUGGGGGCCCCUCUUCUAAUGAGUGGUCGGGCCGGGGGGAGGGCCCCACUCAGGGAUCUCCGACCCAGCGCCCCUCCCCUUCAAACCAAAAAGCUCACACUGGACAGGGCAUGGGGGAGGGUUGACCUACGAUCCGUCUCAGGGACUCACGCCUUUGUUGUUUAAAUGGAAAAGCCCAUUUCCUUUUUUUAUAAAAUGAUUCCUUGGAGCCUGAGACGUGCUGGGGGGAGAGGGAAGACUCGGGGCUAGCUAGCAACUCCCCGUGGGGCUAUAACCGUCAACCGUUUCUGUCUCUUCUCUUUUUCCCAUCCACCCACGGAUGCUCCCCGCCCCUGAUCCCUUCGGUCCCCUUGUCUUCGGUCAUUUCCCCCCCUCUCUCCUCCCUCCCGCCAAUCCUCCUCUGGCCCCACCUCCACCCUCAUCCUCCCCGGCCUCUCAUGUUUCUCAUAUCUACCUGAUCCUCUUUCCACCAUCCCACGUGCCUCUCCUGUGUCCUCCUGCACUCACAACCCCCACCCGACCUUCUCCACGUCCUCCUCCCACCCACUUGUCGGGCGCCCUGG